AUGGGUCCUGUGGCUCCUCCAGUCUUCCUCUUUGUUGUUGAUACAUGUAUGAUUGAGGAGGAGAUUGGCUAUUUGAAGUCUGCUUUAGCACAAGCAAUUGAACUAUUGCCAGAUCAAUCCCUUGUUGGAUUUAUUACUUUCGGGACAUAUGUUCAGGUGCCUGAAUUGGGUUUUGGCUUGUUGCCAAAGUCAUAUGUGUUCAAAGGGACAAAAGAAGUUACAAAGGAGCAAAUUCUGGACCAAAUGAGUUUCUUUGCUGGGAAAACUAAACCCACAACAGGUGUGAUCGCAGGCGCAAGGAAUGGCCUCUCAGCAGAGAGUAUUGCUAGGUUCCUGUUGCCUGCUUCUGAGUGCGAGUUUGUGUUGAAUUCAGUAAUUGAAGAACUGCAAAAGGACCCUUGGCCUGUUCCAGCUGAUAAAGGUUCAUCAAGGUGUACUGGAGUUGCAUUAAGUGUUGCUGCUAGUCUCUUGGGGGUUUGUGUUCCUGGAUCAGGUGCUAGAAUUAUGGCAUUUGUAGGUGGUCCAUCUACAGAGGGACCUGGCUCUGAAAGCUAUAAUCUUAACCAUGAAAAAGGUGUCUUCCAAAUCCUUGUGACCUUGCCACACAGGCCUGCUGCUACUGCUAUGAUCGUAUCCAAGUCCCUAUCAGAACCAAUUCGCUCGCACAAAGACCUCGAUAAAGGUUCAGCUCCACUUUAUAACAAAGCUGUUAAAUUCUACGAGGAUAUCUCUAAGCAGCUUGUGAAUCAAGGCCAUGUACUUGAUUUAUUUACUUGUGCGCUUGACCAGGUUGGUGUUGCUGUGGAGAGAACUGGUGGAAUAGUUGUGCUUGCAGAAAGUUCUGGUCAUUCUGUUUUUAAAGACUCACUUCGAUGCUUCUUUCAGUCAAGUGACAAUGAUCUUGAUUUAUCAUUCAAUUUAUCCCCUCGUCUGUCCAUAUUUCCCCGGUUCAUGUUUAAUUUGAGACGAUCUCAGUUUGUUCAGGUUUUUAACAACAGUCCCGAUGAAACUGCAUAUUUCACAAUGAUGUUAAACAUAGAGAAUGUAUCAAAUGCAGUUGUGAUGAUCCAGCCAUCACUCAUAUCUUAUUCAUUCCAAUUGGGUGCAGAGCCAGUUCUGUUGGAUGUAACUGCAAUUGCAGCUGAUAGGAUCCUUUUGUUGGAUUCUUAUUUUACUGUUGUCAUAUUCCAUGGGAUAACAAUUGCACAGUGGCGAAAGGCUGGUUACCAAUAUCAAGAAGGCCAUGAGUCAUUUGCCCAGUUGUUGCAGGCUCCACAGGAGGAAGCUGAUGCAAUAAUCAAGGAACGCUUUCCUGUGCCGCGAUUGGUCGUGUGUGAUCAAUAUGGUUCUCAGGCUCGAUUUUUGCUGGCAAAGCUUAAUCCAUCGGUCUCGUAUGACAAUCCUCCAGCACCAGGAGGGGAUGUCAUAUUCACAGAUGAUGUGAGCUUCCAGGUCUUCAUGGAUAAUCUCCAGCGCUUGGCCGUUCAUUAG
Messenger RNA from Miscanthus lutarioriparius, 1491 nucleotides. Lineage: Eukaryota; Viridiplantae; Streptophyta; Magnoliopsida; Poales; Poaceae. The record is from the annotation of a GenBank genome assembly.